Messenger RNA from Daphnia magna, 2544 nucleotides. RefSeq lists its product as uncharacterized. The record is from RefSeq and is a predicted model, not a curated record. Gene Ontology annotation, molecular function: sequence-specific DNA binding. Bases 32 to 2476 code for a protein of 814 amino acids. The transcript is spliced from 8 exons. NCBI's taxonomy places the organism in Eukaryota, Metazoa, Arthropoda, Branchiopoda, Diplostraca, Daphniidae.
GACUACGAUCUGCUAUAAACCCCUUGAAGACAUGCACGUCCUAUGCCGUAUGGUGGCGCGUCGAUCAGAUGAUCUGAAAAGAAUUAUUUUUCCUCGUCUCCCUGCCGACUUGAGUCUUCACACACCGCCUAUUUCUAUAAAUCUUUCACCGCUGUUACAAGAAAAUAGCUGCCAAAAAAGAGCGGUAAAAAUCAGUAUCGUCCUCUCUUCUCUGUUAACUGUGCUGCAGAUACUUAUGAGUUAUGAUACUACAGUUCUUCUUGAAAUGCCGCGAUGUGUAAUUAUUGGCUGCAGAAAUGGUUACAAGAACAAAAUUGUGCUAGCUUCAAGAACUGACAUUGUCGAAAAGGAAAGUAAAUUCACAUUAUUUUACAAACCAAGUGAUCAAAAUGUCUCGAAAGUAUGGGAAGACAAAAUUCCUAAAGAAGACGGAGCUGUUUUACCAAAUCGUUACGCUGUUUGUCAUGAACACUUUGAUGAAUCUCAGAUAAUCAAAAGUGAUGUUACAAUCAUCAAUGGGGAGGAAAUUAAAUUGCCAAGAAGGUGGAAAUUAGUCGUGGGUGCUUUCCCAACAAUCUUCACAGGAACUCCCGUAGAGUUGUUUCUCAAAAAGGCUGUUAGAAAACCUCCAACAGUUCAAUUACCUCUUGGAAACAUCACCAACUACACAACACACCAUUAUGGAGCAUUGAAGAAGGAACGUACUGUUAAAAAAAAAGGAUCAACACACGAUGGGGCCAAUCAAGAUGUAGACACAAAUUCUGCUGAUUCUUUGUUAAAGGAAAAACAGCAAGAAGAACAAGUAGAAUUUGAUGAACUGGAACCAAAAAACAAACAAUUUUCUGCUGAUGAAGCACGCCACGUUGAAUUACCUUCAAGUUCUUGGUAUGUCAGUAACCCCACUGCGGAUAGCUGUAAUUUUUUCGAAGUUGUGGCUAAAGAUGGAACUACAAGAAUUGAAAAGGAUGUCAACAUUGAUUUUAAAAAUCUAACAGUUUCCGUAACCUAUCACUCAAGAAAAGUUCCGAGUUUCGAGGGAUCGUGGUUUCCAAGUACUUCAAAGGAUAUGGAAGCAUCGUUGCUUAGCAUACACAAAUCGAAAAUAUGUCCUGGCAUUAUGCACAACCCAUUAAAGCAUCCACAUCAUUCAACAGUAGUUCGCAAUGGAAAUCUGAUUACUAAUAUUUGGAGAGCUAACAGCUGUAGGCUUAUGAUUGCCUCCAACGAAGAAACAAAGAAAACCUGUCCUUGUUGUAAAUUACUGGACCUUUCUUUAAGGAAACAAUUAAAACGCCAAAAAACUGUGAAAGACCAUACUAAACUGAAUCACCGCUACAUGAGUCUAAAACAAUUAGCCAAGAAAGUGAGGCAGACAGGAAAAAAUGAAUCGCAGUUAAAAAUAAGACUCGAGAAAAAAAACAUUCAAAUCAAAGAACUAAAAUUGAAGAUAAAGGAACUUCGCGUUGAAAUCGCAUCCAUUAAGAAAGAUAAACUUCAAUCGAUUCUUGACGAACUAGAUGAUAAGGGUAAGCUGGUUGUUAAAACAAUUGUUACAAAAGCAAGAUGCAGAGACAAACAUUGUCGGGACAUGAGGUAUGACGUCGAAUGGUUGUUGGAAUGUUUACUAAUAAGAGUAAAAAGUCCGGCCACUUAUGAGCAUCUUAGAAUCAAUAACAUCAUACCCCUUCCAUGCAAAGACACACUUAGGAAGAUGACCAGUAGCCUCGCCUGUGAAUUUGGCUUUAAUGACUUCGCCAUUGAGUGUAUAAGAAAACAUUUUAAGAACAAAUCACUAACAGAGAGAUAUGGUUCACUAAUGUGGGAUGAAAUGAGUAUCAUGCAAGAUAUUCGUUUUGACAAAAACAGUUUCCAGUAUAAGGGAUUUACGUAUUUAUACACAAUAUUUAUUAUACGUACUUAUAACAAUACGUAUUUAUACACUGAUUUUGAAGAAGAUGAAACCAAUUUCUCUGCUCUUGAUGAAGACUGGGUUGAAGACGAAGAUAAUGAAGAUGGAAGCACUCAAGAAACAUCAACCACCCAUUUAGCUGACCAUGCGCUUGUUCUAGUAUUCAGACCCUACAGAGCUAGAUGGAUUCAGCCUAUAUCUGUUUUUGCCUCAAAAAGCGCAGCUUCUGGUGUAGAAUUACAAAAAAUCGUCAUGAAAGCAUUAGUUAUCCUAGAAGAGGUAGAUGCACGAGUUCUCACUACAGUGUGUGACGGUUCUUCCCCAAACAAUUCACUUUGGACUGCGUUUGGAAUUUCCGGAUCAAAUACUGACAAAGUAUGCAUGAAGAAUUCAAUAAAGCACCCUACCGCAGACACAAAUAUUUAUUUCUUGAGAGAUGCUCCUCACUUAUUUAAAUGCAUUCGCAAUCAUAUCUUCAAUCACAAAGAUGUCCAAGCUUCCGGAAAAACAAUUAAGUAUUCGGACCUACUGAAUUUAUUUAAACAUGAUACAGUAAGGUGUAGUUAAUACCCCACUAGUUGACCUAGUUAUUAGACUUUCUAGAAAAUAUAACAAGCGGAGAGAACAAGUCUCGG